This is a messenger RNA of Plectropomus leopardus (leopard coralgrouper), 1208 nucleotides long. Its product is annotated as persephin. Gene Ontology annotation, molecular function: growth factor activity; receptor tyrosine kinase binding; glial cell-derived neurotrophic factor receptor binding. Lineage: Eukaryota; Metazoa; Chordata; Actinopteri; Perciformes; Serranidae. The record is from RefSeq and is a predicted model, not a curated record.
CCAUAUAUCCAGUGGCCAACAUCCUCUGGAAAAACAUCUGGGGGAAACUCGACAAUAAGCCGGUGAUUUACACCAAUUAGAUAAUCUCAACGGGACAAAUUCUGGGUCAAGCGCCCGCCUGCCCUCCUACGCUCCCUGUCAGGCUCAGGUGAGCGGGAUAGUCUGUUGGCAAGUAACGGGUGAGUGUCUGUCUCCCCCCUUACACGUCCUCAUCUCAUCCCUUCAACCCCCCCUCUUCAUCUCCGAGGGCUAUAUAUUGGAGGUUGUGACUCGUCUGCAUCUUGAGCAUCACUCGCACCCGCAGACGUUCGUACAAACCCACACGUGUGUGCUUCAUUUUGAGCGCAGACGAAGAGCAGACGACAAGCAAACGAAGAGCAGACGACGAGCAGCGAUGAGGUCCCUGUUGAAGCUGGUUGUGAUUCUGUUUUGCGUCCAGAGGGGAGAGGGCCGCUGGCUGAGUUCACUGAUUGAUCAGAAACCAGAAGCAGCAUCUCCAAACACGUCACUAAAUGGGGACAACAAAAAUGGAGAUCCAGCUGCAGAAGACGACCAAACAGAAGCUUCUGGAGUCGGGCCAUCACCUGAUCCCCUCAUCCCAGUCUUAGUCCGAUCACGUCGCUCUACCCCAGACUCCCAGUGCGGCCUACGCUCCGUCCUGCUACAGGUUCGAAACCUAGGACUGGGAUACGACUCGGAUGAGACCAUCCUCUUCAAGUACUGCAGCGGGGCGUGCCCCCACGUUCGCUCCAACCAUGACCUCACCCUCACCAACCUGCUGGUGAGCGGCCUGCUCCCUCAACCGGUAGCUGGGGAGCUGUGGCACAACACGCCCUGCUGCAGACCCACCCACCACGAGGACGUGGCCUUCCUCGAUAACUCGCACCGCUGGCACAAGGUGGAGAAGCUGUCGGCGGCGGGGUGCAGCUGUGUUGGCUAGACGUCCGAGCGUAGGCGGUUGAAAAAGUAGAGACGUGCAAUGGUUUGUGAGGCCAUUCUGAGGAUCAGUUUGCUGGCAGGUUUUGUUGUAAUGUCUGUAAAUGAAGAUUUUAACCCUAUGAAACCUGGAUCAACAUCACUUUUCCUAUGCUGCGUUCAGAGGCCUUCAUAAGUUUUUACACCUUUGAAAUCUGAGCACAUUGGUUUGCUUUCUUUUGAAAACAUACGGGAAAAAAGACAACAAGCAAUUUGAAAUCAAAAUGUUCUGC